AGUUUCAAAUUCAAACAUGUUUUGGUUACUAUUAUUAAUAACUGUUUACUUAAAAUGUGGGUUUGCAGUAACUGUAGACGACGAUUUAGUGGUUCAACUAAUUCCUGGUAAAAUCCGGGGACAUGUUUUAAAAAGCCACGAGGGCAAGGAUUAUUACGGUUUUCAGGAAAUUCCAUAUGCUACUCCUCCUGUAGGAAAAAAUCGAUUACAGCUACCUAAAGAACCAGAACCUUGGGAUGGCAUUAAGGAUGCUACUAAAAACACCAAAGUUUGCGUUCAAAAAAACAAAUACACUAUAAACAAAACUGAAGAUUGCUUGUAUUUAAACGUCUAUUCUCCCGUGAAACCUGGAAGUGCUGAACGUUUACCGGUGUUAUUCUGGAUACACGGCGGCGGAUUAAACUGGGGCUCCGGAACUUACAAUGACUAUGGACCGAAAUACAUCAUGGACUAUGAAAUCGUCGUCGUAGCUAUAAAUUACCGCUUAAAUGGAUUCGGAUUUGCCACAACCAACGACGGCAUCAUUCCUGCAAAUCUAGGCUUAAAAGACACUAGGUUGGCUCUUGAGUGGGUCAAUAAGCAUAUUGGGCUCUUCGGUGGUAAUCCAGAUCAUGUAGUUAUUGCCGGUGAGAGUUCUGGAUCAGCCAUAGUGGGGCUUCUGGUGCUAGGAGAUUGGAAUGGAGAAACGCAGCUAUUCCAUGGAGCUAUCCAGGAAAGCGGGUCUAUGGUUGGUGGAACAAUUCAGUGGACACCGAAAGAAAAUGCCGUUACUAUAGCGAAAAGAUUGAAUCCAAGUUUUUCUUCAAACAAAUCAGAAGAUAUUUUAGAAAUACUGAAGGAAGCUAACGCAGAUGAACUGUUAAAUGCAGUAGCAGGUAUUAAAUUGCAAAAUGUUAUAGAAAAAUCAGGACAUUUUUCUCUGUUACCUUUGCAAACCUAUAUGGAUGGGAAUAUAAAGAAGAUACCAAUGUUGUUAGGAUGGAAUUCCGAAGAAUGGAUUAAAUACGCUGUGAAUCGUGACAAUAAAAAAUUAUUGAAAAAUCUGGACGACAACCCUAAUUUAUUAAUCCACGAUAACAUAAACAUGUCUCCUGAGAAGAGGCUAAGAGCUGGAAAAUUGUACAAGAAGGUUUACACUAACUCUACAUUUGUAGAAGACUUUGCCGCCUAUAUUAGAUGGAGCAGUGACCAAUCGUUUGCAACUCCCACAGGAAAACAAAUCGAAUUGGGCUCAACUCUUGCACCCUACUACGUUUAUCAAUUCUCUUACAAAGGAAAAUUAGGAGGCAUGAUGGAUGAACAAUACAUUGUGCCUGGUGCUGGUCGAGUGGGCCAUAUGGAAGACUUGCAUUAUUGGUGGGAAUUCGAGAACAACAGCAACAUUAGUGAUUUUCCUGCUGAGGAUCAGCGCAUGAUGAAGCGUUUUCUUCGGUUAUGGACGAAUUUCGUCAAAUAUUUGAAUCCAACUCCCACUGCUGAUCCGUUGCUUGACAACAUAAUUUGGCCGAAAUCAGACCCGGAAAAACUAACCUAUCUGAAUAUAAAUUCGACGUUCCAAAUACAAACGGAUCCAAGAGUUUACAAAUUUGUUAAACCCAUUAUCGAAGAAUUUAUGGAGAAACCGUAUGCUCAAUUUGGUUAAAUAUACUGAAC
Messenger RNA from Phyllotreta striolata, 1653 nucleotides. The record is from the annotation of a GenBank genome assembly. NCBI's taxonomy places the organism in Eukaryota, Metazoa, Arthropoda, Insecta, Coleoptera, Chrysomelidae.